CGAAGGUCUAACUCAGCCCCACUAUGUUCGAGUGGAACCCUUGAUGCCUGGUAAAAUAAUUAUUUGUAAUUAAUAAUUUCACAAAAGAAAAAUAUUUUAUAAAAAUGCAAGGGAGAUAAUCAAGAGGUUGGGGGGGUGGGGGUGAUACAGGUCAAAUGGGAAUAAGUGAAAAGCGAAAGUACUAAACUAGUCCAAAAACUUAUUUUUUUAUUAAUCCUUGACCCGUAUACAGUGCUGCCAAGACACCUUAUUCCCGAGCCUAAUAAGGUCGACUCAGUAGAAAGGACGGACAGAAGAGAAAAAGUCAAUAGAAAGCCAAGCUCACUAGUAAUGGAAGCGUUUAAAACAGUACACGUGCAGCAUUGUAGUUCUUCGGCCGCAGAACGCAACAUAACGAGGCUUCAUUACCGAACAGCACGCAAAACAAUGAACACUAUUUUCAACGUGUUUUUCGUACGCCAGCUAAAGAUUCACCUAUCAAUAAGUAAGACGAAGCAAGAAUCUAUAUGUCCAUUGUACAUUUAUCAAAAAAAUAUGUUACCGACUGGUAUCAGCCAAACAAGAGGGUUUUCCCGAGGAGCUGCACAUACUUAGCGGAAGAGAAAGUGGUGCUCUGAUGCCACACCCACAGCGCUAGAGAGUUAGUGACAGACGCAAUAAGUAAAUUUAACGAAAAUCACCUGACCGCACUUUGUUAUUAUUAUUAUUUUCUAACUAGCUUUCCAACCUGUCCUAUUUUCGUACUAGCUUGCCCACCUGUCCUAUUUUCUUACUAGCUUUCCCACCUGUACUAUUUUCUUACUAGCUUUCCCACCUGUCCUAUUUUCUUACUAGCUUUCCCACCUGUACUAUUUUCUUACUAGCUUGCCCACCGGUCCUAUUUUCUUACUAGCUUGCCCACCUGUCCUAUUUUCUUACUAGCUUUCCCACCGGUCCUAUUUUCUUACUAGCUUUCCCACCGGUCCUAUUUUCUUACUAGCUUUCCCACCUGUCUUAUUUUCUUACUAGCUUUCCCACCGGUCCUAUUUUCUUACUAGCUUUCCCACCUGUCCUAUUUUCUUACUAGCUUUCCCACCGGUCCUAUUUUCUUACUAGCUUUCCCACCUGUCCUAUUUUCUUACUAGCUUUCCCACCGGUCCUAUUUUCUUACUAGCUUUCCCACCGGUUUUAUUUUCUUACUAGCGUUACCACCGGUCCUAUUUUCUUACUAGCUUUCCCACCGGUCCUAUUUUCUUACUAGCUUUCCCACCGGUCUCAUUUUCUUACUAGCUUUCCCACCUGUCCUAUUUUCUUACUAGCUUCCCCACCUGUCCUAUUUUCUUACUAGCUUUCCCACCGGUUUUAUUUUCUUACUAGCUUUACCACCGGUCCUAUUUUCUUACUAGCUUUCCCACCGGUCCUAUUUUCUUACUAGCUUUCCCACCUGUCUUAUUUUCUUACUAGCUUUCCCUCCUGUCCUAUUUUCUUACUAGCUUUCCCACCUGUCUUAUUUUCUUACUAGCUUUCCCACCUGUCCUAUUUUCUUACUAGCUUUCCCACCGGUCUUAUUUUCUUACUAGCUUUACCACCGGUCCUAUUUUCUUACUAGCUUUCCCACCGGUCCUAUUUUCUUACUAGCUUUCCCACCGGUCUUAUUUUCUUACUAGCUUUCCCACCAGUCUUAUUUUCUUACUAGCUUUCCCACCGGUCCUAUUUUCUUACUAGCUUUCCCACCUGUCUUAUUUUCUUACUAGCUUUCCCACCGGUCCUAUUUUCUUACUAGCUUUCCCACUGGUCCUAUUUUCUUACUAGCUUUCCCACCGGUCCUAUUUUCUUACUAGCUUUCCCACCGGUUUUAUUUUCUUACUAGCUUUCCCACCGGUCUUAUUUUCUUACUAGCUUUCCCACCGGUCCUAUUUUCUUACUAGCUUUCCCACCGGUCCUAUUUUCUUACUAGCUUUCCCACCUGUCCUAUUUUCUUACUAGCUUGCCCACCUGUCCUAUUUCCUUACGGCCCGCCUUACAUUUUGAGUUGUGUAUCAUUCAGAUUAAAUCUAAUAUUCACAUUGUAAAACUAUUUAAGUCAAUUUAAGUCAAAUAAUUAUCAAUCUCUGUAAUUUAAUUCAAAUUAAUGUAAAUCUUUCAGAAAACACUGAUGAUGAUGAUGAUGAUAUCUUUAGUGGAAUUGAAUGGAUCCCCAACGAAACAGAAGGUAAGACAUUAACAUCGCAAUACAAGUGAAAUGUCUUGACCAGCCAGCCCCAUGUUCACAAGAAAACAAGUGAUCUUAAGAAAACGCCCAAAAAGAACAGUAUCAAAUAGAAUCCCCCCCCCCCCAAAAGCAAUCACCAAAUUCAAACUUAGAGCAUUCACUGUUUAAAAAAAAAAAAUAUUUGGUCGGCUCUUCAUAUGUCAUGAAGCUCACCAUUACUCUUUAUUGGAAACACUGAGCUGUUCACGAUUGGAGGAAUGACGAAGACUAUCCAGGCUCUCCAUGAUGUACAAGAUAAAUAAAGGGCUGGUCCACUGCUCAAGCAUUAAACAGAAACUCGUCCUUCUACCACAUAGACAGCGACGAGGCCAUGACAGGCAGUUCUGGCUCAUACCAGUGAGAACCCAGUAUAGGAACUGCUCAAAGACAACUAGGGGCUGGAACAAUCUCCCAAGUGGAAAAGUUGAGUCGACAACCCCAAAUCCACGUGGGUCUAUCAUGCCUCAGGCCUUCCAACCCCCAAGUGCAUGACACCCUCACUAAGUGGCCCUUGCAACCAUGCAGUGAAAUAUCCUUAUCAACACAAGGCACAGAAACAUUGCAAAUCCUCUCUAGAUGCAUAGAGGUCACAAUGAUCAAUACAUUGAUUGUGGGCACUUAACAUAGAGCAGACCAAGAAGAAGUUAUCUUUCCCCCGAUGGGGAAAAUAGCCUUCUCGCAUCUAGGAAGUCGCUCAUUCUCUCACUAUUGAAAACCGCUUUUUUUCUCUGUCAUGGUGAAAAAACCCUGCCCUCCCCUACAUAACACUCACCCUCUGCCUACCGCGUAAGAAGUUCUCUUCGCCCACUGUGGAAAACCCCCAUAACAAAACCAUAUAAAACUCAAUGUCAAAACCUACGGAACCUCGCCUUUACCCUUCGCACGAAAUUCACAUUAACCUAACAGAUAGGCAUCACAUUCCAAUGCCAUGGUUAUAUAUGAGACUUGCAUCCAGCCUUCAAACUCAAGAGCUUAAUUUCAACUUUAAUCAAAAGCGGAUCAUCAAAAUUAAUUUAAGAAAUCACCUUCACUCCAGUGGUUCUCAAAAACUCUUGCGUUGUCUGUGUACACUGCAACAAGAAAAUCAGAACCGCCCGUAGUUCUUAAAACUACUCUCGUAGGUCCACUUGAGAUCGUACACACUGACUAAAAAAUAUAUAUUUUUUUACUUUACGUCUCCCUGCUGUAAUUUUACUGAUGUCACCUCCCUGAUUUAAAAUUCACUGCUUCAAUUUCUUUGUCAAUUGACAUUCUUGCACCGAAACAGAGCGUAGUGGCUAAAGUUCACUGCUUCAAUUUCUUUGUCAAUUGACAUUCUUGCACCGAAACAGAGCGUAGUGGCUAAAGUUCACUGCUUCAAAUUCUUUGUCAAUUGACAUUCUUGCACCGAAACAGAGCGUAGUGGCUAAAGUUCACUGCUUCAAUUUCUUUGUCAAUUGACAUUCUUGCACCGAAACAGAGCGUAGUGGCUAUGUGAAAUAUUCCUUGGUAACUAUUUAGAUUUCUAUGGUCACAGCAUGUAGAGCUAAUGGAGUGUUUCAGUUGCUUACAUAACAUUUCAUUGUGUUAUCAUUUGCAUUGUUUUGGGAUCUGCUAUCAAAGCGAUCAAUCUACAAUUGAAAAAUUGAUUAGUUACUAUAGUAGUAAUCGUGUUGUCAAGUUUUUACUUUUGGUGGCCCGCCGAAGAUUUUAAGGACCCAACACAAGGGUCCAUUUACAGGUGAGGAGCUGCCAAACUUCACUUUUAAAGACCUAAUUGUGUUACAGUACGGAUGUUUAAUGUUGCUAUUUCAUCAGUGUGAAUGUCGAGGUUCAAACGUCCAUGUCAAAUUUGUCCCACUUCUUGAGGUCCAAACGUGCUGAAACUUUGUUCAUCUACCCCCCCCCCCCAACCCCACACACACUAACAUCCAAGAUGAUCAUGUAGCUCAUCAUUAUCAAAAGAAAAACAAAGGAGGAAAUACAAUUUUAAAGUUUAAACGGGAGUUUGUUUUCAGCACUUGUGCACGCCACCUCAAAUAAUUAUCAAUCACUGUAUUUUAAUUAAAAUUGCUGUAAAUCUUUCAGAUGCCGAUGACCUUGGUGAACCAGCGACAGCCCACACGGAAACAGAAGGUAAGACAUUAACAUCGCAACACAAGUGAAACGUCUUUAACCAGCCAGCCGCAUGUGCACAAGAAAACAAGUGAUCUUAAGAAAACGCCCCCCAAAAAAGAACUUUAUCAAAUAGAAUUAUUCCCCAAACAUUCACCAAAUUCAAACUUAGCGCAGGCAAUGCUGCCGGGACACCUUAAUUCCCGAGCCCAAUAAGGGGUCGACUCAGUAGAGAGGACGGACAGGAAAAAAAAAGUCACUAGAAAGCCAAGCUCACUAGUAAUGUAAGCGUUUAAAACAGUACACGUGCAGCCUUGUAGUUCUUCGGCCGCAAAACACAUGCGGAAAAAAUUUAAUUUUUGUUGGGACGGCGGACGGCAUCAAGAAUGACUUGUCAUCGCAGUUGGAGCAGGUUUAGCAAAAACAAAAAACAAAAUGUGGUGUGAAAAUCCCAUAAGAACCAAAUUAGCCGCCGCUACGGAAACAUUUAAUCAAAAUUUUCGUUUUAACCGGGUUGGAAGCGUCAAUGCUUCCCGGAAGUACAUCACACAGCCUGUUAAAAUGGCCAAUGUAGACAGGUGGUAGACUGGUCAAUCAUGAAACCACUGACCGGUAACUAUUUCAGAACCACGUGCCUUAAUGAAACAACAAAGAAAGAAACCCCGUAUAGUUUCACUAUAUAGAUUGAGAUCCCAGUGGUGUCUUGUGAGAUGUUAUGCCUGGCAGACUCUCGCCUAAAACAACACAACAACAGCGUAUACUUCUUCGGGAUCAUUGGACCUUCCUCAGUUGGAUGAAUUAAUGCAAUUACCGCAAAGUCUUGAAGACUGCACAUCGAUAACAUGCAUUAGCAAACUUAUGGCGCCUGUUCCCGCUGGUCGAGUUAAAGCAGAAUAUUUGAAAACAAGACUCCCCCAUAUAUAUUGAUAUCCUGAAUGUACUACAAGUAGGACAUCUUACAUCUUAGCAUUUAUUGGUUUCAAUGUGGAAAAUGAACAACGAAUCAACUUUUCUCUUCCAAAUAGGAAAAGGCUUCCUUGCAUCUAACCAACAAAUCAGCAAGUACAUUAUCACAUACAGGCAGUCCUAAAACAUGCCGAAGUGAACAAAUGUUUAAACUCAUAGCACAUGACUGAUGGCACACAAAAAAAAACAAAAUAUGUCCACAUAAACAAUAUGUUACCGACUUGUAUCAACCAAACAAGAGGGUUUUCCCGAGCAGCUGCUUAUACCCGUGGAAGCGGAAGUGGUGCUCAGAUGCCACAUCGACGGCACUAGAGAGUUAUGACAGACGCAAAAUGUAAAUUUAACGAAAAUCACCUGACCCCACUGCCACAGAAACAAUUGGAUGAUACAGACAAAAGUCUGUUACGGUAGAACUUUAAAAAAAAAAAAUGUAAUCUAGAUAAGGAAACCAAAAUGAUUACAUUAAUUGGCCAAAUACAGAUACGGAACUGCGGAAAGAGAAAUUCUUCCACCAAUCCUAUCAUAGGCCCUCAGCAAUGCCUAUAUUGCACAGGUAGCACUGAUCAUUUCGCUGUAGUACAUUGUCACGGUCAUAUCGUGUUUAUGAUAUGCGACUGGUUUAGUAAUUGUAACAUUGAGCAAUGAUGUUUUUCCAUACGGCUCCCCAGCACCCACUUGGCGGCCCGCGAAGUAACAAAAUAUCCUUUGUUACUAAAAAUUUUCUGACUAGAUUUCCCAUCUGUCCUAUUAUCUUUCGGCCCGCACAAGUUUUCCCUAAGUAUUACGGCCCGCCUUAAAUUUUGAGUUCUUUUUUCAUAUCAUUAAGUUUAAUAUUAAUUUUCAGAUUGUUAUACUAAUUAAGUCACAUCAAAUAAUUAUCAAUCUCCGUAAUUUAAUUCAAAUUACUGUAAAUCUUUCAGACAACGCAGGAAGACAAGAUGACGAGGAUCAACCCGAAAGACGUAGACGAACGCAAUCAAGAGGUAAGACAUUGCAACACAAGUGAAAUGUCUUGACCAACCAGCCCCAUGUGCACACGAAAACAAGUGAUCUUAAGAAAACGCCGAAUAAGAACAAUAUCAAACAGAAUAAUUACCAAAAACAUUUAACAAAUUCAAACUUAGAGCAUUCACUGUUCAAACAAACAAAAAAUACAAUAAUAUUUGAUCGGCUUCUCAUAUGUCAUGAAGCUCACCAUUACUCAUUAUCGGAAACAAUGGACUGGUCACGAUUGGAGGAACGACGAAGACUAUCCAGGCUCUCCAUGAUGUACAAGAUAAAUAAAGUGCUGGUCCACUGCUCCAGAAUUAAACAGAAACUCGUCCCUCUCCCCCAUAGACAGCGACGAGGCCAUGACAGGCAGUUCCGGCUCAUACCAGCGAGAAGCCAGUAUAGGAGCUGCUCAUUCCUGCCAAAGACAAUCAUGGACUGGAACAAGCUUCCAAGAGGAAAACAUUGCAAAGAAGACUGCCACAAUUGACAACGAACUCGCCAGACUAAACAUUGAUAUUGCAGGCCUUUUAGAGACCCGACUAGUGGAUAGUGGUACCAUAAAUGAAGGCAGCUACACAUUCUACUGGCAGGGGAAACAUGCAGAUGAACCUAGAUGGCAUGGUGUUGGAUUGCCGUAAACACUUUAUUGGCCUGUAUUGAACCUGCUUCUUUGGGAUCAGAGAAGAUUCAGCCAAUUCUGAUAUCAUCAUUUGCACGAGAGGCCAACGUAUUUAGUGUGUAUGCUCCAACUAUUCAUUCGACUCCAGGAGAGGAUGAUCCAUUCUACGAGGCCCUAGACCAAGAAUUAUCAUGUGUUCCCAAAAACCGAAGCAUUGUACAUUCUGGGAGAGUAAAAUUCUAGGGUAGGAGCUGAUCAGGAAGCCUGGCCGUCAUGUCUUGGUUAUCACGGAUUAGGAAGGAUUAAUGAAAUCGUACAACGUCUGGUGGAGCUGUGCUGCUCCCAUGGCCUCUGUGUUACCAAGACCUUCUUCAAAUGUAAACAAAUCCGAAAGGUGUCAUGGUGGCUUUCACGCACCCGCCGCUAUCACCUGGUAGACCUCAUAAUCUUAAGGCGCGUGGACCUAGCCAGUGCACUUCACACCCGCAGCUACCAUAGUGCCGACUGUGACACGGACCAUGCUCUCGUAGCAAGCAAGAUACAGCUAAUGCCCAAAAAAUUGUAUAAUGCUUAAAAGACAUGUCGUCCACGAAUAAACAUCCACUGCUCAAACAACCCAGAAGAAACGCAGCAAUUCACAAAAGUUUUGAUGGAUACCAUUGCCAAAUGUCACGUGAUGUCACUAUGGACUCAUAGUGGACUUAAAUACGAGAUGCUAUGUACAAUGCAGCCAUGUCCACCUGCGUUAAAAUUAAAAAAACAAACAAUAACUGGCAUGAGGCGCAUUGGAAUGUGAUGGAACCCGCAACUGAGAGCAAGAGAAGAGCUCUACUUGCCUAUAGUGAUGCACCUUAUACUUGUCCAUCAGAGGCUCUCCGAAAUGAAAAAAACAAUAUCCCAGCAUGCGGCCCGCCACUGUGCCAACUCUUGCUGGUUGGAUCUCUGCAACGGUAUCCGAUGGGCUUCCGACUGCGGUGAGUCAAGGAGCAAGUACGAGGGCAUCAAGAGGGCAAUAGGUCCACACAUCUAAAAAUUAUCACCCCUCAAGAACAACCCUGGUAAAAUUAUCCAGAACCCAAACGAUCAACUCCGGCGUUGGUUAGGGCCUUAUCUUGAACUAUAUGCAAUAGCGAAUGUAGUCACUGGGACCGCUCUGAAUAAUAUUUCCGUCUUGUCCAUAAUGGAAAAACUAGAUGAAGAGCCAACUUUUACAGGACUUCAAAAAGUCAACUGAUUUCCAUGCUGAUGGAAAGACACAAGGGAUUGACGGUUUCCCCCCGGAAGUCCUCAAAAAUAGAAAAAACAAUACUACAUCAGCCCUUACAUAACCUCAUCUGUUUGUGUUGAGAAAAAAAUAUCACAUUUCCCCAGGACAUGGGAGAAGCCAACAUCGCAACAUUGUACACAAAUAAAUGGGGAUUGAAAUGAUUUUUAUAACUAUACAGGAAUUUCUCUCCUUGGCAUAGUUGGAAGGACGUUUGACCGCGUUGCUCUAAAACGAUUGCAGAGUCUGGCCAACCUCAUCUACCCAGAGUCCCAGUGUGGCUUCGGGAGUGGGCGCUCAACUAUAGACAUAAUUCUCAUUACGCGAAAUGCAAGAUAGGUGUCGUGAACAACAUAUGCCACCGUAUAUUGCUUUCAUAGAUCUGACGAAGCCAUUUGACUUGGUAAGCCGGAGACGCCUAUUUAGUAUAUUGCAAAGAAUAGGUUGUCCACCAACUCUGCUCACAAUCAUAUAUUAAUUUCACAAAAACAUGCACUGCAGAGUCAACGGCGCUUUCUCUGAGGCAUUCCUAGUCAGCAGGUGAUUAAAACAGGGUUGUGUAUUGGCACCAGCGCUCUUCUCCAUUUACUUCUCGGUGCUCUUUCAAUUUGCCUUCAGGGACUGUGAAGAUGGAGUGUACGUCCAUAUCAAAUCUGAUGGUAGGCAGUUCAAUAUCGCCCGUCCUCGUGCAAAGACCAAGGUAAAAAAGGUGCUAAUUCGUGAACUGCUGUUUGCUGACGAUGCCGCCUUAAGAUGUCACACAGAAGAAUGUCUUCAGGCACUGGUUAAUCGUCUAUCAUACGCUUGUAAAGAGCUUGGGUUGGAAAUCAAUCUACAGAAAAGCAUGUAAUGAUGCAAGAACACCAUCCCCUCCAAUCAUAUCUAUUGAGGGCCAAAAAAUGUUAGUUGUUUAGCAUUUCACAUACCUGGGAUCCAAUAUUUCUAGUUCUCUCUCCGUUGAUGAAGAGAUAAAUAUCAGGAUUGCAAAGGCAGCAGCAACUAUGGCUAAACUGAAUAAGCGGGUGUGGAAUAAUCUCAAUCUAACUGAUAAAAUAAAACUAAGUGUCUAUCAGGCAUGUGUGUGCUUAGUACUCACCUAUAUGGUAAUGAAGUGUGGAUCACAUAUAUCUGUCUUGAGUGGAAACUCAACAGCUUCCGUCAAAGAUGUCUGCGUCGCAUUUUACGCAUCGGAUUGUAGGACAGGGUGCCUUACACAGAGGUCUUUGAAAUAUGUAACAUAUUCUCCGCUCUUAGCAAGAGGCGCCUUCAAUUUUUAGGUCAUGUAAGGAGAAUGUAGGAAGGACUUUUUUUUUUUUUUUGUUGCUGGCAUCCGUCCGUCACAAUGUGACGAUGGAGUGGGCUUCGUAGGACGAAAUCCACAUAGCCUGGGAUUAUUAUACUUGAAGGAUUAAAAGCUGGUUCCCAACAGCAAAUCGCCUCUCUCCACGCCGCUGGGUAACCCAAGGGAACAUCAUUGGAUGAUACAGCUUGGCACCAGUGACGUCGCAGGAGUUGUCGGAAUGUUUCAUUGUAUCAAUGUUAUCCGCCUUUCGGGACUCCAUCUCCGGGUUUGAUUUCAGAGUUUCCUUCUCUUAGAUGAGUUGCCGUCGAAGGUUAGCGAGUCCCAUCUACCCGGGGUGCUGGUGGUGUUUUUGCUCUAGCUGGAAUUGAACAUCCAGACCACCAACUUUAGAUUUGCUCAGUUUAGACCACUCGGCCACCCAGCACCCAGCAAGGACGUAUCCCAAAGAUAAUGCUGUAUGGAGGUUUGGCAGAAGGGACAAGACUUGUUUGAAGGCAACGAAUGAGAUUUAAGGACGUUUGGAAAAGUAGCAUGAGGGAAGCCAACAUUGAUAGCAACAAAUGGGAGAUCAUUGCUGAGCAACGUUUGAGCUGUCGAACAGCAGUGUAUGAAGAUGCGCGAAACAAGGCCCAUGCAACAACAUGAAAAAAACGGAAGCCCAAAUCUUACCAUGCAUGAAUGUUCUCCUGCGAGAAAUGCAGUCGAGAUUGUUAUUCCAGCAAUGGCCUAGUGAGCCACUCGUCGAAGUGUAGGCCUACAUCGCUACUCCACCGUCUUGCGAAGAUGGAAGGAUACCAUAUGUAAUAUACUGACUGUAUCAAUCGGAUAUCUAAUAGUGUAAUAUACUGACGGUAAAAAUCUGACCCUUAAUAACUUGACAUACUACGAAAAACAAAUAUCUGUCAUGUUACAACAAACUAAUACUUGAGAGACGACACAUAAACUUUUCAAUACGUAUUUCUUUUGAUUUGCCUUGAUUUAUUUUUAUUUGCUAUAAAUUCACCUGAAAUUGUGAUUCUUCCACAGGGUUCUUCAGUUGUGACAAUUUAGACAAAUUCGUUGGGAUUUUCGCAUGUUUGAUUCUGACUGUUAUUGGCUAUAUUUUAUGUUCGCUACAAUAUGAUUUGGACAAGGUACCAAAGUUCAUGAAGUUAACAAAACUCUUUAAAGAACUUCAUGUUUUUAGAAAAGGUAAUAUUUCAAAAUUUAAAGCUAAUGCAAUUUUAACUAUUGUAAAUAUAAAAAAAUAUCAUCCUAGUUAAAAUCAUUUAUCUAGCAAAACUUUACUCUAUCAUUACAACAUAAUAUGCCACUAUUUGUAAAAAUUGUAAUGAAUGUGAAAAGCCCAAGCGCACAAGAAAGUAAAAAAUAUUCCUGACACUAAUCUAUACUAAUUUUUUUUAACAUACAAUUGUUCCCAAAUUUUAAACGUAUAUUUAAAAUCAGUAUAUAAUUUGGUAUAAAUUAAUUAGCUUGGCUUGCUUUGAGUUUAACUAUACAAGUUAUUGUUUCGGCCAUGUAUUAAUGGCAUGAAAAAAUUGCAACUUUGGCAUGUUUUUCUAGGGUAGGAGCUGAUCAGGAAGCCUGGCCGUCAUGUCUUGGUUAUCACGGAUUAGGAAGGAUUAAUGAAAUCGUACAACGUCUGGUGGAGCUGUGCUGCUCCCAUGGCCUCUGUGUUACCAACACCUUCUUCAAAUGUAAACAAAUCCGAAAGGUGUCAUGGUGACUCCCACGCACCCGCCGCUAUCACCUGGUAGACCUCAUAAUCUUAAGGCGCGUGGACCUAGCCAGUGCACUUCACACCCGCCGCUAUCACCUGGUAGACCUCAUAAUCUUAAGGCGCGUGGACCUAGCCAGUGCACUUCACACCCGCCGCUAUCACCUGGUAGACCUCAUAAUCUUAAGGCGCGUGGACCUAGCCAGUGCACUUCACACCCGCCGCUAUCACCUGGUAGACCUCAUAAUCUUAAGGCGCGUGGACCUAGCCAGUGCACUUCACACCCGCCGCUAUCACCUGGUAGACCUCAUAAUCUUAAGGCGCGUGGACCUAGCCAGUGCACUUCACACCCGCCGCUAUCACCUGGUAGACCUCAUAAUCUUAAGGCGCGUGGACCUAGCCAGUGCACUUCACACCCGCCGCUAUCACCUGGUAGACCUCAUAAUCUUAAGGCGCGUGGACCUAGCCAGUGCACUUCACACCCGCAGCUACCAUAGUGCCGACUGUGACACGGACCAUGCUCUCGUAGCAAGCACGAUACAGCUAAUGCCAAAAAAUUGCACAAUGCUUAAAAGACAUGUCGUCCACGAAUAAACAUCCCCUGCUCAAACAACCCAGAAGAAACGCAGCAAUUCACAAAAGUUUUGAUGGAUACCAUUGACAAAUGUCACGUGAUGUCACUAUGGACUCAUAGUAGACUUAAAUACGAGAUGCUAUGUACAAUUCAGCCAUGUCCACCUGCGUUAAAAUAAAAAAACAACAAUAACUGGUAUGAGGCGCAUUGGAAUGUGAUGGAACCCGCAACUGAGAGCAAGAGAAGAGCUCUACUUGCCUAUAGUGAUGCACCUUAUACUUGUCCAUUAGAGGCUCUCCGAAAUGAAAAAAAACAAUAUCCCAGCAUGCGGCCCACCACUGUGCCAACUCUUGCUGGUUGGAUCUCUGCAACCGUAUCCGAUGGGCUUCCGACAGCGGGGAGUCAAGGAGCAAGUACGAGGGCAUCAAGAGGGCAAUAGGUCCACACACUUUAAAAAUAUCACCCCUCAAGCACAACUCUGGUAAAAUUAUCCAGAACCCAAACGAUCAACUCCGGCGUUGAUUAGAGCCUUAUCUUGAACUAUAUGCAAUAGUGAAUAUAGUCACUGAGACCGCUCUGAAUAAUAUUCCCGUCUUGUCCAUAAUGGAAGAACUAGAUGAAGAUCCAACUUUACAGGACUUUGAAAAGUCAAUUAAUUUCCAUGCUGAUGGAAAGGGACAAGGGAUUGACGGUUUCCCCCCGGAAGUCCUCAAAAAUGGAAAAAGCAAUACUACAUCAUCCCUUACAUAACCUCAUCUGUUUCUGUUGAGAAAAAUAUCACAUUUCCCAAGGACAUGGGAGAAGCCAACAUCGCAACAUUGUUCACAAAUAAAUGGGGAUUGAAAUGAUUUUAAUAACUAUACAGGAAUUUCUCUCCUUGGCAUAGUUGGAAGGACGUUUGACCGCGUUGCUCUAAAACGAUUGCAGAGUCUGGCCAACCUCAUCUACCCAGAGUCCAAGUGUGGCUUCGGGAGUUGGCGCUCAACUAUAGACAUGAUUCUCAUUACGCGAAAUCCAAGAUAGGUGUCGUGAACAACAUAUGCCACCGUAUAUUGCUUUCAUAGAUCUGACGAAGGCAUUCGACUUGGUAAGCCGGAGACGCCUAUUUAGUAUAUUGCAAAGAAUAGGUUGUCCACCAAUUCUGCUCAAAAUCAUAUAGUAAUUUCACAAAAACAUGAAUGGCACAGUCGCAUUCAACGGCGCUUUCUCUGAGGCAUUCCUAGUCAGCAGGUGAUUAAAACAGGGUUGUGUAUUGGCACCAGCGCUCUUCUCCAUUUACUUCUCGAUGCUCUUUCAAUUUGCCUUCAGGGACUGUGAAGAUGGAGUGUACGUCCAUAUCAAAUCUGAUGGUAGGCAGUUCAAUAUCGCCCGUCCUCGUGCAAAGACCAAGGUAAAAAAGGUGCUGAUUCGUGAACUGCUGUUCGCUGACGAUGCCACCUUAAGAUGUCACACAAAAGAAUGUCUUCAGGCACUGGUUAAUCGUCUAUCAUACGCUUGUAAAGAGCUUGGGUUGGAAAUCAAUCUACAGAAAAAGCAUGUAAUGAUGCAAGAACACCAUCCCCUCCAAUCAUAUCUAUUUAGGGCCAAAAAUAGUUAGUUGUUUAGCAUUUCACAUACCUGGGAUCCACUAUUUCUAGUUCUCUCUCCGUUGAUGAAGAGAUAAAUAUCAGGCUCGCAAAAGCAGUCGCAACUAUGGCUAAACUGAAUAAGCGGGUGUGGAAUAAUCUCAAUCUAACCGAUAAAAUAAAACUAAGUGUCUAUCAGGCAUGUGUGUGCUUAGUACUCACCUAUAUGGUAAUGAAGUGUGGAUCACAUAUAUCUGUCUUGAGUGGAAACUCAACAGCUUCCGUCAAAGAUGUCUGCGUCGCAUUUUACGCAUCCGAUGGUAGGACAGGGUGCCUUACACAGAGGUCUUUGAAAUAUGUAACAUUUUCUCCGCUCUUAGCAAGAGGCGCCUUCAAUUUUUAGGUCAUGUAAGGAGAAUGGAGGAAGGACGUAUCCCAAAGAUAAUGCUGUAUGGAGGUUUGACAGAAGGGACAAGACUUGUUUGAAGGCCACGCCUGAGAUUUAAGGACGUUUGGAAAAGUAGCAUGAGGGAAGCCAACAUUGAUAUCAACACAUGGGAGAUCAUUGCUGAGCAACGUUCGAGCUGUCGAACAGCAGUGUAUGAAGAUGCGCGAAACAAGGCCCAUGCAACAACAUGAACAUAACGGAAGGCCAAAUCUUACCAUGCAUGAAUGUUCUCCUGCGAGAAAUGCAGUCGAGAUUGUUAUUCCAGGACUGGCCUAGUGAGCCACUCGUCGAAGUGUAGGCCUACAUCGCUACUCCACCGUCUUGCGAAGAUGGAAGGAUGCUAUAUGUAAUAUACUGACUGUAUCAAUCGGAUAUCUAAUAGUGUAAUAUACUGACGGUAAAAAUCUGACCCUUAAUAACUUGACAUACUACGAAAAACAAAUAUCUGUCAUGUUACAACAAACUAAUACUUUAGAGACGACACAUAAACUCUUCAAUACGUAUUUCUUUUGAUUUGCCUUGAUUUAUUUUUAUUUGCAAUAAAUUCACCUGAAAUUGUGAUUCUUCCACAGGGUUCUUCAGUUGUCACAAUUUAGACAAAUGCAUUGUGAUUUUCGUAUGUUUGAUUUUGACUGUUAUUGUCUAUAUCUCCUGGUCUUUAUGUGAUGAUUUGGACAAGUUAGCAAAACUCUUUCAAGAACUUCAUGUUUUUAAUAAAGGUAAUAUUUCAAAAUUUAAAGCUAAUGCAAUUUUAACUAUUGUAAAGAUAAAAAAUAUCAUCCUAGGUAAAAUAAUUUAUCUAGCAAAACUUUACUCUAUUAUUACACCAUAAUAUGCCACUAUUUGUAAAAAUUGUAAUGAAUGUGAAAAGCCCAAGCACACAAGAAAGUAAAAUAUUCCUGACACUAAUCUAUACUAAUUUUUUUAACAAAGAAAGGUUCCCAAAUUUUAAACGUAUAUUAAAAAUCGGUAUAUAAUUUGGUAUAAAUUAAUUAGAUGGGCUUGCUUUGAGUUUGACUAUGCAAGUUAUUGUUUCGGCCAUGUAUUAAUGGCAUGGAAAAAUCGCAACUUUGGCAUAUUUUUUUUUUUUUUUAAAUUUAGUUUUAUAAAGAACAUUUGUAAAGGUAUGAUGCUGAGAAGCACUUGGAAAAUGUUUUAGCUUUAAAUGCUUAGUUUAGUUAUGACAUGGAAAUGGAUGUGGCGAAUUAAAAUUGAGUUAACUCAUUCCUCGAAAUAUUGUAUGUAAAAAAAAUAUAAUCAGUUCAAAAACUAUAUUCUGUAUAUUAAAUUUUUAAGAAAAUGUUUUGUAACUGACAGAUAUGCCAGAAAUUUUUUUAUAACAAGAAGAACCAUGUUACUUCAUAUAGCUUUCAUCUUCAUUCAAUGUAUUUGUAUUUAUGCAGUCAAGCGCCCUGCUAAUUAUGUUCCCCUGAAAACUCUAUGGGAGGCGGGCGCAUCUCCGUCGGAAGGUCAAUGCAGACUUGGCAACGAGACGAUCUGCCCGCUGGUCCCGCUCUUCUAUUCCAGCUUCAAGAAUUGUGUGUUGUUGUCUGACGACAAGGACUUUGACCAAUCUAUGGCGUCUUGCUUGGACGAGACUCUCGGGACAAGAUGAGAGGCACUUGCAGGCGGGCUCCGCUGAACGUGGAGGUCACGGUCGGGUCAUUUGUUGACAUUGUCUCGUUG
This is a messenger RNA of Lymnaea stagnalis (great pond snail), 15459 nucleotides long. The record is from the annotation of a GenBank genome assembly. Lineage: Eukaryota; Metazoa; Mollusca; Gastropoda; Lymnaeidae.